ACGUAAGUUAAUUGCUGAGAUCACAUUGAAUUAAAUUGAACUUGAAUAAGUUACGAGUUAAUUGUUGACUAAAUAUGUUGUUUGUUAUUUUCUCGUGUUUUCUUUGGACACUAAUUAGUGCCAAUGAUUUAACACCAAUCGUAUCGAUCUCAAGUGGUCCCGUUCAAGGCAAAUUUGUUGAUUUUAACGGAAUCAAAGUCGCUCAUUUUCUUGGUGUUCCUUAUGCUAAACCACCGAUCAAAUCAUUACGAUUCCAAUCACCGGAAAAAGGACCCUGGACCGAAGUGAGAUCGGUAACUAAUUAUGGUGCUUCGUGUCCACAACGAAGUGAACAUAUUAAACCUGAAGAAACAAAUGAAGAUUGUCUCUUCCUUAAUGUCUAUGUUACCGAGUCCACAUUUAAUUCAUCGGCAACUCGAAAACGACCUGUUCUUUUCUGGAUACAUGGCGGUGCUUUGACCAUGGGUUCGGGCAAUGAAUUCUAUCCUGGCCUUCCAAUGGUACCUUUCGAAGAUGUGAUCCUGGUGACCCAUAAUUAUCGUCUUAAUGCUUUUGGUUUCAUGUAUUUCGGUGCAGGCGAACCAAGGAUUCCGUCCAAUAUUGGACUUCGAGAUCAACUUAUGGCCAUGCAAUGGGUUCGAGAAAAUAUCGCAAAAUUUGGCGGUGAUCCUAAUCAAGUGACCAUUUUUGGUGAAUCUGCUGGUUCCAUGUCAGUUUCGGCUCAUAUCUUGUCCCCACUGACCAAAGGUCUGUUCAAACGAGCAAUUCUCGAAUCAGGAACGAUUUACAAUCCAGUCGAUGAUCCAAGUUUCUUCAUUGGCAAUGCUUGGUCAGUUCUUAAUCGAACCUCAUGUGCCUCAUCUCACGAUAUUCUGACCUGUUUACAAGGCUUAUCGGUACCCGAAAUUAUUGACAAUCAAUCUGAUGGUUUACUUAGAUUCCGUUGGGUUUACGGAGAUGAUUUUCUUCCCUUCACUGUAAACGAAGCUUUCGAUCAAGGUUUAUACGAUGAUUCGGUUGAUCUAUUGGUUGGUACUGAGAAAAAUGAAUUUUCCAUUUUCAUGGCCAAACUUGACGCCAAACUGUUUAAUCCAGUUGAUCCUUCACCAAUGGAUUAUCAAACUGCUCUUGGUUAUUUAGCGUUAACUUUCAAACAAGAAUCUCUUGAUUAUUUCCGUGAACUUUAUUUCGGCCCACCAACCAGUGAUUCCGCCUUUUUAAGGUCACAAUUGGAAAAGGCUUAUAGUGAUACCGCUUUACUUUGUCCAACUUAUAUGUUUGGCCUUAAAUUUGCCAAAAAUGGUCAGCAAAGUGGUAAAGUAUUCGGAUAUUAUCAUACACAAAAGGCCAAAUCGACGAUGUUUCCUCCCUGUGAUGCAAGUUCAUGGAUGGGAACUUGUCAUGCCGGUGAAAUCCCGUUCGUCUUUGGAUUUCCUUUCCUUGACCCUAAUGCUACCCAAUCUGAAAGAGAUUUAAGUUCACAGGUCAUGAAAAUUUGGGCUCAUUUUGCUGAAUUCGGUAAACCUCCAAGUGUUGGUGGAACCGAAUGGAAAACUUUAGACUCCGAUGAAUCAGCGAUGAUCUUGAAUGUCGCCGAUUUCGGUAAAGUUGAUCGAGAACGAGUUCAAUUCUGUCAACAACAAUGGGACAAUUUCACUCUCCAUGGUAGCCUACAAUUAGCUUACCUCUUGGGUGCUGCUUGAUCAUUCAAAUUGUCCAAAGAAUAUAUUUAAUCCAAUCAAUAAAAUAAUCUAAAUGUAGAUAAUUAUGAUUAUCAAUCCAAAUCAUAUGGUCUUCAUUUCUGUUUGUAUCUCAAUCUCCUUCUUGUUGUCUUUCAAAUCUAAAUAAGAGAGAGAGAAAGAGAAUUAAAUUUAAAUUAAUAAACAAGAAUUGGAAGUCAA
This is a messenger RNA of Panonychus citri (citrus red mite), 1901 nucleotides long. Its product is annotated as acetylcholinesterase-like. Lineage: Eukaryota; Metazoa; Arthropoda; Arachnida; Trombidiformes; Tetranychidae. The record is from RefSeq and is a predicted model, not a curated record.